Messenger RNA from Symbiodinium necroappetens, 526 nucleotides. NCBI's taxonomy places the organism in Eukaryota, Dinophyceae, Suessiales, Symbiodiniaceae. The record is from the annotation of a GenBank genome assembly.
AUGCGGCGCGUGCUCGGGGUCGACCGGAAGGCCUCGGGCGACGAGAUCAAGAAGGCCUAUCGCAAGCUGGCGAUGCAGUAUCAUCCGGACCGCAAUCCGGAUGACGGCGAGGCCGAGCAGCGCUUCAAGGAGGUCAACGAGGCCUACGGCGUGCUCAAGGACGACCAGUCCCGCUUCACCGGCGCGGCGCGGCGCGGCGGCGCGGCCCACGGCGCCGACCUGCGCUACAACCUCGAGAUCAGCCUGGAGGAGGCCUACAGCGGCAAGCAGGCGACCCUGCGCGUGCCGACCUCCGUGGCCUGCGAUUCCUGCGCCGGCUCGGGCGCGGAACCGGGCACCAGCCCGACCUCCUGUCCCUCCUGCGGCGGCCGCGGCCGGAUCCGCGCCCAGCAGGGCUUCUUCACCAUCGAGCGGACCUGCCCGACCUGCCACGGCCGGGGCCAGACCAUCGAGGACCCCUGCAAGGCCUGCGGCGGGCUCGGCACGGUGCAGCGCGAGAAGACGCUGCAGGUCAACAUCCCCGCCG